This is a messenger RNA of Rosa chinensis, 2214 nucleotides long. RefSeq lists its product as uncharacterized. NCBI's taxonomy places the organism in Eukaryota, Viridiplantae, Streptophyta, Magnoliopsida, Rosales, Rosaceae. The transcript has 7 exons. Bases 8 to 2182 code for a protein of 724 amino acids. The record is from RefSeq and is a predicted model, not a curated record. Gene Ontology annotation, molecular function: protein binding.
CCAUACAAUGGCAGAAAAUAGCAGCAUAAAUCCCAAACACCUAUAUCAAAGCCUAAAGAAUGGUGACAAAGCCAAAGUGAUGGAAUAUUGUUAUGAUAAAACUAGAUCUGAUGAUGAAAGGUUGAAGCUCAUUCCAACAGUGCACGAUGAUACAAUCCUCCAUUUAGCAAUUAACAUGGGGCAGCAAGACAUAGCAAAAGAAAUCGUCAAAAGAUGUUCCGGGGGUUCUAAUGAUAAGCUACUUAUGAAGAAGAAUGCCCUCGGAAACACAGUUCUGCACGAGGCUGCAGCAACAAGCAUGACAAGCCUUGUGGAGGAGUUGUUAAGAAAGGCAUCAGACUUGUUGUCUAUUUCGAACAACAAAAAUGAAAUGCCUCUCUAUACGGCAGCUUACUAUGGCCAAACCGAAAUGUUCAAGUUGUUGGCGGACGAAGUAGACAAAAACCAGUCUCGCAAUCUUGAUCUUGAUAUUCAUUUGCGACCUAGGGGUCGUAAGACGAACCCCAAUAAAGUGCGGACUACCAUUCUUCAUGCUGCAAUACAUGCCGAGUUCUUUGAGCUUGCACUUCUGAUAGCAAAAAGGUAUACGCAACUAGUUAAGCAAAAAGACGAAAAUCGGCUGACAGGCCUUCAGCUGCUUUCAUGUAAUCCUUCAGCUUUCAGGAGUGGAACCAAAUAUGGACCGAUCAAGAGGUUCAUUUAUUCCUGUGCUCCACAUGAGAAUGUGAUAAUGGAUAAAAAUGGCAGCCACGAAGACGAAGAGGCUGAUGAAUACAUUUUCAGCGAUCUAGGUGACGAGGAAAAUACAGGUUGCUUCAAGAUGCCUCAGAGUCAAACAUGUCCAUAUAUGAAUAACCGCUGCACCAUUGCUUUACGGCAAGCCAUCUCUUCUGUUAAUAGAGCGGUUUGGAAAAUUCUUCAAGCUUGGGGCACAAUGAAGAGGAUCUAUGGGGACAAGAAGAGGCAUGAAUCAGCCUUCAAACUAGCCAAGUUACUAAUUGAAGCAGACUUUUCAUGGGACAGCAUAGGAGUACAAGAUGAAAUCGCUAGCUCACAGGUCACCACUGCUACAAAUGAUGCUCCCUCUUUGGAUCGCAAAGCUGAUAUUGAUUGGAUAGAAGCCCUUUUAGGUGCAGAAGCCUUAAGUGGCAGCGGUGCCGUUAGUGGCGGCCCAGAAAUAGCAGCUUCAUCCAUACUUCAUUCACCUCCAACGCCAUUGCUCCUUGCAACAAGCCACGGAAUACUAGAAAUUGUGGAUGAGAUACUUAAAGUCUACCCUCCGGCAGUUGAGCAUAUAAGUGAAAAGGGGCAAAACUUGCUGCAUGUUGCUGUUCUGCACCGCCAGUUGGACGUCUUUCAACGAGUCAUUAGGAUGGAAUCACCCAAGUCAAGGUUAGUUCGACGUAUCGACAACAAUGGAUUUACAAUCUUGCACCAUGUUGGAAACAUGGCCUUUUACAAAGGAAGCACACAGCCUGGUCCUGCACUCCAGUUGCAAGAAGAGUUAGAAUGGUUUGAGAUUGUGGAGCAGGUGAUUCCACCCCAUUAUGCGAUGCAACUUGCCUGGAACGAAAAGGAACAGAAAAACGAGACCCCCAAACAGUACUUUCGUCGCACACAUGGCGAGCUUCUCAAGGAGGCCCAAGAUUGGAUAAAGCGGACCGCCGAGUCGUGCUCGACGGUGGCAGGACUAAUGGCCACCGUCGCUUUCGCCGCCGCCUUCACCGUCCCUGGAGGCAACGACGAGAAAAGCGGCACUCCACUCCUUCUUCACAGCCCUUUCUUCUUAGUCUUCAUCAUCACCGACGCUUUCUCCCUAGCCAGCUCGCUCACGUCACUCGUCAUGUUCCUCUCGAUUCUGACGUCACCGUACGAGAUCGACGACUUCCGCUACUCUCUCCCUCGGAAGCUUAUCCUCGGCUUCACCUUCCUCUUCUUCUCGGUGGCGGUGACCAUGCUGGCCUUUGCUUCCACACUGAUGCUGACAAUUUCGACAAAGAAGAGCCUGACAACAACUUUUAUAUACUGCGUUGCGUUUCUUCCGGUCACUAUGUUCGCGCUGUUGCAGUUCCCUUUGUACGUGGCCUUCAAAACGACUCUCCUGUACUCUGUACAGGCCAUCCAAAGCGUUCUUCCGUGGCAUCUCAUCUCCGUUGGUUUUUCAAAACUCAAAACCAAUUAACACCAACAAAAAUGAUCUUUAUUUUGCGUUUU